This is a messenger RNA of Phasianus colchicus (ring-necked pheasant), 1375 nucleotides long. RefSeq names its product cytochrome b561 family member D2 (gene CYB561D2). Gene Ontology annotation, cellular component: endoplasmic reticulum. Gene Ontology annotation, molecular function: transmembrane monodehydroascorbate reductase activity. The record is from RefSeq and is a predicted model, not a curated record. Lineage: Eukaryota; Metazoa; Chordata; Aves; Galliformes; Phasianidae.
AUGGCGCUGACGGCCGAAAGCGAGUCGCGGCUCUUCCGUUCGCUGCGCGCCGCCGCCGGCGCGGCCGCGCACGCCGCGGCGCUGGGGCUGCCCGCCGGGGUGGCCGUGCUGGCGCGGCCCGGCUCCAGCCUGUUCUCCUGGCACCCGCUGCUGAUGGCGCUGGCGGUGUCGCUGCUGAUGACCGAGGCGCUGCUCGUGUUCUCGCCGGAGGCCUCGCCGCUGCGCGGGCUGUCCCGCAAGGCCAAGGCGCGGGCGCACUGGGUGCUGCAGGCGCUGGCGGUGCUGUGCGCGGCGCUGGGGCUGGGGCUGGUGGCCUACAACAAGCACCUGCACGGCACCGGGCACCUGCGCACCUGGCACGGCCGCACCGGGCUGCUGACCGUGCUGUACUUCGCCGCGCAGAGCCUCGGCGGGCUGCUGCUGCUCUACCCCAAGCUGGCGGGCUGCUGGCCGCCGGGCAAGCUGCGGCUGUACCACGCCACGGCCGGGCUGGUGGGGUACCUGCUGGGCUGCGCCAGCCUGAUGCUGGGCAUGUGCUCGCUGUGGUUCACCGCCGCCGCCCGAGGGGCCGCCUGGUACCUGGCCAUGCUGUGCCCCGUGCUCACCAGCCUGGUGGUGAUGAACCAGGUGAGCAACGCCUACCUGUACCGCAAGCGGAGCCAGCACUGAGCGCGCCGCCCCAGAUGCUCUGCAGCUCCUUCAUCCCAGACGGACCGCGGUGGCUGCGGGGCGCAUCGCAGCUCCAGUGACACCGCUGGUCCCCAGCACAGGGAGUGGGAGAGCUGGGGGGUCCCGCUCCGUCCCCUUCCUUUUCAUCCACGCACAAAUCCCUGUGCCACGGGGCUAAUGGUGGCAAGGUUACGGCCCGUCGGGCACCAGGGGGUGUUUUGCAGCCUGCAGAGGCCCGGUUCAUCCCUCUGAGGAGUGCAGAGAAUGGUACGAGCACAGGAGAAACCUCAGCAGACGCCUGCGUGGGUGCCCAUCCUCAACAUUGUGAAGGGAGCAGGCUUCAUGGAGCAGUGACCCUGGAAGGAAUCACAGCUCCUCUCCUCCCGCAGCAGCCGCCUCUCCAGCCCCAGUGGAGUGGGGCUCGAUGGACUGCGCUGCGGUGGCCCCAGGGCUGCUCCCUGUUGUGCUCCUGGCAGGGCCAGAGAGCUGGGAACAGCACCCAAGCUGGGAAAAUCCUCUGUAUCCAGAGCUUUUAUUCAAUAAAGAUUCAGGCAGCUACAGCACAGCACAGCCUCCUUACUGCCCUGGGGGCUUUUGGCCCCACAUAGGGAAGGGGACACCUUAGAGCCACAGAGAAGCGGUUGAAAAUAGCACUGACCACAGGCAGGUGCUUGGUUCAGGCCCUUGGCCCCCAUGAGCCUUCACA